UGGGCAGGCGGCUCUUUGUCGAAGCUAGAGGACCGGCAGGCGGCAGCAGCAACUACGGCGGCGGCGGCAGAACCCAGCAGUGAUGUGGAGGUGGAGACCCACAGGAGCCCCGGACUUCACCUGAGCUACCUCAGUGGUCACCAAGGGUGGCAAGAAAAGGAAGAAAGCCCUGAGUUGGGUGGGACCAGGAUGCCUGACCGGGACAGCUAUGCCAACGGCACUGGGAGCAGCGGUGGAGGCCCUGGAAACGGUGGCAGCGAGGAGGCCAGUGGGACAGGGGCAGGCAGUGGCGGGGCCAGCUCAGAUGCCAUCUGUAGAGACUUCCUGAGGAAUGUGUGCAAGCGAGGCAAGCGUUGCCGAUAUCGCCAUCCAGACAUGAGUGAGGUAUCCAACUUGGGGGUGAGCAAAAAUGAGUUCAUCUUCUGCCAUGACUUCCAGAACAAGGAGUGUAGUCGCCCAAACUGCCGAUUCAUCCAUGGCUCCAAGGAGGAUGAGGAUGGCUAUAAGAAGACAGGAGAGCUUCCCCCUAGGCUGAGGCAGAAAGUUGCAGCAGGCCUGGGCCUUUCUCCGGCUGACCUACCAAAUGGCAAGGAGGAGGUUCCUAUCUGCCGGGACUUUCUCAAAGGUGACUGCCAGAGAGGAGCAAAGUGCAAGUUCCGUCACCUACAACGGGAUUUUGAAUUUGAUACUCGGGGUGGAGGAGGCACUGGUGGUGGGGGCUCAACAGGCCCAGUCCCCCCAGGACGACGUCAUGAUCUCUAUGAUAUCUAUGACCUCCCUGACAGGGGCUUUGAGGACCAUGAGCCCGUCCCCAAGCGCCGGCGAGGUGGAUGCUGCCCCCCAGAUGGCCCCCAUUUUGAAUCAUAUGACUAUAGCCUGGCUCCACCCCGAGGGGUAGAGUGCAGACUGCUAGAGGAGGAGAAUGCCAUGCUCAGGAAGCGGGUAGAGGAGCUAAAGAAGCAGGUCAGCAACCUUCUGGCUACCAAUGAGGUACUCCUGGAACAAAAUGCCCAGUUCCGCAAUCAGGCCAAGGUCAUGACCCUGAGCUCCACUGCACCAGCAACUGAGCAGACUCUGGCCCCCACUGUGGGUACUGUUGCCACUUUUAACCAUGGCAUUGCCCAGACUCAUACUACGCUCAGUAGCCAGGCUCUACAGCCUCGGCCUGUGUCUCAGCAAGAACUGGUGGCCCCUGCUGGAGCUCCAGCUGCUCCCCCAACUAAUGCUGCACCUCCUGCUGCUCCACCACCCCCACCCCCACACUUGAACCCAGAGAUUACACCACUAUCAGCUGCUCUGGCUCAAACAAUUGCCCAGGGGAUGGCACCCCCACCUGUCUCCAUGGCUCCUGUGGCUGUAUCUGUGGCCCCUGUGGCCCCUGUGGCUGUAUCGAUGGCCCAACCCUUGGCAGGAAUCACAAUGAGCCACACCACUACUCCCAUGGUGACUUACCCCAUCGCUUCCCAGAGCAUGCGUAUUACAGCCAUGCCACACUGAUGGGGCUACUGGACACUCCCCUGGUAUAGCCUCCCAGGGCUGGGAUCCAGGGUCCUUACCCACCCACUUGCCUAGCCAUCCCAGGCCCUGUCUCAAGGGCUCAUUCAAAAACUAGAACAAGAGACUGCAAAGGAGUUUGCUUCUGAGAAGGGGUUGUGCUGGUGGGUUUUCUCUCACCUCCUUUCGAUGAGGGUUCUCUUGUCCAUCUUCAAGUUUCACAGAGGGGGCUUGCAUAGGAGUACAGACUGAAGCCAGCAGAGAGGAAGGACUGACUGAGGGACUGUAUGUCCCCUAAUUGGAAGGUGGCAACAUGCCUGGUCUUGUCCUCUCUUUUGCACAGCACAGGUUCCAGCACUGGCUUUGGAAAAAAAAAAUGCCCUGCCCAGAAGGAAAGCCAGGAAAGGUUGGGAAGUGGGUGGCCAGAUGAGAAGGCCUGGUAGGAGCCUUCAGACAAUUUGGGAUGUAGUUGAGUUGGACAGUAACUACGCCUGGGCCUGUGGGAAGGCGGGGACCAUAGUACUCCAGCCCAAAGACGAGGAGAGCUUUCAUUACCUUGGCUUGGGCUGGAAAUUCAUAGGGCAGGGCCCACCACUUUCCAAAGAAAUAAACAAUUAUUUUUAACAAA
Molecule: messenger RNA, 2122 nt
Organism: Phyllostomus hastatus (greater spear-nosed bat)
Lineage: Eukaryota; Metazoa; Chordata; Mammalia; Chiroptera; Phyllostomidae
Gene: ZC3H10
Product: zinc finger CCCH-type containing 10
Exons: 3
Coding region: 190-1497 (435 amino acids)
Molecular function (GO): metal ion binding
Source: RefSeq, a predicted model, not a curated record